This is a messenger RNA of Sceloporus undulatus (fence lizard), 4269 nucleotides long. RefSeq names its product zinc finger MYM-type protein 1-like. Bases 344 to 2911 code for a protein of 855 amino acids. NCBI's taxonomy places the organism in Eukaryota, Metazoa, Chordata, Lepidosauria, Squamata, Phrynosomatidae. The transcript has 6 exons. The record is from RefSeq and is a predicted model, not a curated record.
CCUCCUCUGCCGCCGCCGCGUUCCUGUCGCCGUUCAAACCUCGAAGGCGGUUUAACGGAUCAACAGGCCCCGCCCAGAAUAAAUGAAAGCGAGCCGGCGAAGGGCGCGCGAGGGUCACGUGACUAAUUUAUUCCUGAGGUUCCCGUCGGCGCCCCGCGCGCGUUUUGGCUAAUUUCUUCUUCUUCUUCUUCUUUCCUAUUAUUCUCUGCCGCCUUUGCGGCCUUUUAAGGAAAGCGCCGGGGAGCGCGAGGGCGUAUUUAAUCGAGGUAGGAAGAGAGGUGCAACCACAUUUCUUCAGCAUCCUCAAUUCUUUCUUCAUAAGUAUCACUAGACUGCAGCAGCCAUGUCUGAUGGAAGGAAACGCCUUUCUGGAGCAGCAAAAAGGAAGAGGGAGUUAAGGGCAGCUUACUCACCCAACCCAAAGCAAGCUCUCCUGAAUUUUGAAGCAGUAGAUACUCCAGGUGAAUCUUCCGCAGAGGAUGGUGGGUGUGCAGGUGCUGGCUGUGAGGAAGUGACUUUUCUCCUAGAUGGUCAGGCUACAAAUGAGCCAAUAACCACUGUGUCCACAUCUCAAACAGAUGUUAAAGUUCACAUAUCUGAAGAAGAUUACAAAACAGACCUGACUGUAGUGAAUCAGCUGGUUGCUGAGUUCAAUCCAUCCAUCUUAGAUGAUCCAGGACUGUGGAUGGAUGUGAACAGUGAUAUGAGAGACUUCCUUGUACUGAAUGGUCCACGGCAAGUAAAAGUAUUCAGUUUCCCAAAAGAUUCUGUAAAGAGAAGCUUCCAUCGCAUGUAUUACUGGCGUGAUCUACCGAAUGGGGACAAGUUAGAGAGACCAUGGCUUAUGUAUUCAAAGACCCAGAACGCUGCUUACUGUUUUUGCUGCAAAUUGUUUCAGCCCAAUACUCUGUUUGCAUUGUGUUCUAAUGGAACAAAGGACUGGAGAAACCUGGCUAGAAAUUUAGCAAGUCAUGAGAAGACUCCUUAUCACCAGAGAGCAUUUUGUAGCUGGAAGGAGCUUGAGGUACGGCUAAAAUUAAAGGUAAACAUAGAUGAUAAAGAUCAAGAGAAGAUUGCAUCUGAGACCCAUCACUGGCAAAACGUUAUGAAGAGGCUCGUUGGCAUUGUGCAAGUGCUUGCUUCUCAGAAUCUGUCAUUAUAUGGAACUUCAGAUCAGCUCUUUGUUCCAGAUAAUGGUAACUUCCUUAAAAUUGUGGAGUUGAUGGGAGAGUUUGAUUCUGUACUUAAAGAGCAUUUAAGAAGAGUAACUACCAAAGAAAUUCACAGUCACUAUCUGGGGAAAACAACUCAAGAUGAGAUCAUCCAGUUACUGGCAACAGAAGUCAAACAAAAGAUUUUGUCACUUCUGAGGUCUGCAAAAUAUUACUCUAUCAUUCUGGACUGCACAGUUGGCAACAAUCAUAUUGAACAAGUGGUUUUAAUGGUGCGUUUUGUAACUGCAAUAGAAGCAAGUGCUAAUGUUCCUGCAGUAGUGAAUGUCAGAGAACAUUUCUUGGAGUUUAUUGAUGUAGAUGAUACUAAAGGAUCUAGUAUGGCAAAAGUGCUCCUUAAAAGGCUGGAAGAAAUGGGAAUUGCAAUAGUGGAUAUGCGUGGACAGAGUUAUGAUAAUGAGGCCAACAUGAAAGGGAAGAACAGUGGGGUACAGACUUUGCUACAGGAGUUAAAUCCCCGUGUCUUUUUUGUCCCAUGCAGUUCCCAUUCAUUAAAAUUAAUAGUCUCUGAUGCUGCAUCUAAUUUUAGUGAAGCUGUUGAAUUUUUUAAUAUAGUCCAAAGUAUCUAUGUUUUUUUCUCUGCAUCAGCUCAUCGAUGGGAAGUUCUUAAGCAGUAUCUGGGAACUUUCACUCUUACUCCAAAAUCUGUGAGUGCUUCAAGGUGGGAAAGUUGCGUUGAGGCAGUAGAGGUUAUUAGACAGCAGAGUGGGGAAAUAUGUGAUGCUAUAAAUGCAGUUAUAGAGGAUAGUGCUUUGACAAGAGCUGCUCAUAGCAAAACACAGAUUGAGGGGGAGAGAGUAGCACGUAAUAUAUGCAACUUCAAAUUUCUGUGUGGUCUAGUUUUGUGGCAUGACAUACUGUUAGAAAUAAAUAUUGUAAGUGAGAAACUGCAAGAGGCUGAUCUAGAUAUUACUGGAGUAGUGAAACAACUCGACAAAACAAAGUCAUACCUCCAGUGUUACUGGUCAGAUGAGGGAUUUGAAAAUGUUUUGAAAAGUGCACAGAAAUUAGCAGAAGAGUUUGAUAUUGAUGCUGAUUUUCCACCUGUACAAGAAGUUAGAUCUCGCCAUAUCACAAAUUUUCAUUAUGAAGCAAGGGAUCUGAUAACAGACCCCAAACAACACUUCAGAGUUAAGUUUUUUAACCAGGUCUUAGCCUGUGCUAUCCAGUCAGUUGAAGAAUGUUUCUUGCAACUCAGGGAACACAGUAUUAUAUUUGGGAUGCUUUAUGAUAUAAAGAAUCUCAAUGAAAUUGCAGCUGAAGACAUCCGGCGGCAGUGUGGGGCUCUAGAAAAAGUGCUAACCCAUGGCAAAUUACGUGACAUUGAUGGAAACGAUUUACAUGAUGAAUUGAAAGCACUCUCAAAAUAUGUUCCUGUGGGCUCAACUCCAAAGGGCGUUUUGGAAUAUAUCUGUGCAAAAAAAAUGAUCACCUUAUUUCCAAAUACUUUUAUUGCUCUACGCAUACUUCUGACACUUCCUUUAACAAUUGCCAAUGCAGGUCCUGGGUCCUCCAAGCUGAAGUUGAUAAAAACACACUUGCACUCCACAAUGGUGCAGGAUAGAAUAGAGGGACUUGCAACUGUAGCUAUUGAACAAGAACUAGCUCAAACCAUUGACCUUAAAGAAGCAGUUCAUGUCUUUGCAUCUAAGAAGGCACAGAGAUCACCACUUUGCUGAUUCCACUCCUUUUCCAGGAGAAAGGUGGGAUAUUAAAUAAAUUAAUAAAUUCUUCAUAUGGGGGAAAAAUAAAGAAGCAGUUCAUAUGCUUGCAACAGAGGACUGCCAUUUUGAUAUUUUGAAUGUGAACAAAUAAUUUCUUAUCUAUGCUGACUAGAGAUGUUUACUCUUUGAAAGCUUUCAAAUUAGUUGAUGGCUUCGAAGACCCAGACUGACUCACAGCACUUUUCUCUUGGUGAGUGCAGAGCACAGUCAUGAAACAUGUGGACUCUUUGGAAAACCUGCAACAGCCAUAACCUUUCUUGUAUUGUACUCUCCUUUUCCUAAAGCAUUUCGAGCUCACUUCCCUCAUUCGGGACCAGUCCUGCCUGCAUCUGUCCUCUGAAACCAAAGGCAGCUCAGAUAAUUUUGUUUCUGGUUCCUGACCUCAAAAGCUAUUGUUGCAGUAUUGGUUUGCUAAAUAUAUAAAAAACAAAAGAACAAUCACGAUUCCUUCAUGACUCUGCAAUAGAGGUAACGUGAAUACUUGGAUCAUGUGCCUUCCUGAAUUCAGAAAUAUUCAGAAAUGAGACCUUAUAACAGUUUUGUUUGCAACCAUGAGAGUGCUGCUUGGAGUCUGAGGGUGACAAGAAAAGAGACAACAUCUACUGUUUCCACUACUCACUGUGGCUUUAUGCUGUUUUCAAAGCUGGAUUCUUUUUCAGGAUACUUCCAGGAUUUCCUCCAUAUUUUCUAGGAUGAAAUUUUUUUCAACAUCUUUUUCCUACGCCUUCUUGGGAAUGUUGACCUGCUUUGCACCCUUUCUGUUUUAUGACAGUCGUUGUCAAUUUCUUUUUGUUCUUCAGUAAAAAUCUGUAGGUGGUAAAGGAGACUUUCCAUCUCACUAGUGAUGUUUAUAUGCUCCAUUCCACAAAUGAAAAGUCUUAUUUUUACACCUCCUUUGUUAUACUUAGGCCCACACAACUGUAUGCCUGAUCUUUAAAAUGAUUGAAAACCAGUUUUUCAGCACUGAGCCUGUUUCUGUUUUCCCUUUUCUCAGCAAAUUGUGUGUUUAUAUAUUCAGGGGUAACCAUGUUGGCCAUGCAGAAAAAUACAGCAAAAUCCACAAAAAAGUGAUACCUUUAUUAGCCAACCAAAAUGCAGAAAAUACAUCAUGCAAGCCUUUGAAGCCACUCUGGCUUCUUCAUCACUCUUUUGUGUUUGUUUAUGCAGAAUAUGACAAGAUUCAAGGUAUGCAAGAGAUGUGCAUCCUUUAAUUACUGUUUGUUCAUGUUUCCAUAUCCUAGCAUUUGACUGUUUUAUCUUGGUGAAAGUAAUCUGAAAGGGAUGGUUGGAAAAAAUAAAUUCAUGUUUUUGAA